This is a messenger RNA of Pseudonaja textilis, 1305 nucleotides long. It is a transcript of the gene GLOD4, whose product is annotated as glyoxalase domain containing 4. The record is from RefSeq and is a predicted model, not a curated record. Lineage: Eukaryota; Metazoa; Chordata; Lepidosauria; Squamata; Elapidae.
CUGUGGUUUUCAAUUGGUGGAGGAGGGAAUUUUCUGUAGCGGAAGACUGAGUCUGCGUGGAGACGGAGCUCCGUCUAUGUUGUCUGUGACGUUAUCAGACGGCGACACGCCGCGACAAAAUAAAAUAGACAAUCCAAGAACUCGUGAUCUUCUGAGAGAAGAAAAUGAAGGCAAGACGCGCAUUACAUUUUGUCUUCAAAGUCGGCGACCGAGCUCAGACCAUCCGUUUUUACCGAGAACUACUGGGCAUGCGUGUCCUGAGGCAUGAAGAAUUUGAAGAAGGUUGCAAGGCCACCUGCAACGGUCCCUAUGAUGGCAAAUGGAGUAAAACCAUGGUCGGCUACGGACCGGAAGAUGGCCACUUCGUCGCCGAGCUAACAUACAACUACGGUGUGGGGAAUUACCACCUUGGCAAUGAUUUUCUGGGGAUGACCGUUACCUCGAGCCAGGCUGUGAAAAAUGCCAGAAAAUUGCAGUGGCCCGUGAAGGAGACCUCAGCUGGCAUUUAUGAAUUAGAAGCUCCGGGGGGAUAUAAGUUCUUUCUGGAAGACAAAGAACGACCCCAAGAAGAUCCAGUGCUGAAGGUGACGCUGGCUGUAUCCAACCUGUCGAAAUCGGUGGAUUACUGGUCCAGGUUGCUGGGCAUGAAAGUGUACGAGAAGGACGAAGGCAAGAAGAAAGUUGUGCUCGGUUACGCCGACAACCAGUGUAAACUCGAGCUGCAAAGCGUCGGCCAGGAUGUGGAUCACGGCACAGCCUUCGGACGCAUCGCCUUCUCUUGCCCGAAGGAAGAGUUGCCUGUUAUUGAAGCCUUAAUGAAAAAGGAGUACCAGAAGAUUUUGACGCCUCUGGUGAGCCUGGACACACCCGGGAAAGCAACGGUACAAGUGGUCAUUUUGGCCGAUCCUGAUGGCCACGAAAUUUGCUUCGUGGGGGACGAGGCCUUCAGAGAGCUCUCCAAGGUGGACCCGAACGGCGAGAAGCUCUUGGAUGAGGCAAUGGCGGCCGAUAAGAGCCACGAGUGGUUUGCCAAACAUAAUCGCCCAAAGCCUUCGGCAUAACCCACCUACGAUUCCUUCUGAGCCUGGCAAACAGGAAGUCUAAAUCCCACCUCCGCGGUAUUGCCAGAGUUUUCUCUUUUUUCUUUUUAAGUUUCUUUUCCCCACCUCUUCUGGCUCCUGCGAGGUUUCGCGGUGAGGGGGGGGGGGCGUCAUUGUGUAUUCCAGCUCACGCAACCCUAGCUUUCUACCAGACCCAGUCGUGACGACCGUUUUGCUGAAUUACUUUUCUCAUUCCAAUGAAAAU